UUUUUUUGUUUUGUUUUUUGUUGUCAUGGCAACAACAGCUUUUCUGGGCCUUUUAUUUUUUAUUGAGAAAUAACUUGUGAGACUAUACACAUAUGCCUGCCUCCACUGACAUGAUCCAAACACAGUCUUUAUUUAUAUAAAUAGCUCAACUUUGCAUGUCAUAAUUUCUAGAAUUGUAAAGAACAUCUGUUUAUCUCCACCAGACUGAAUCAAGCAGCAGAAAAUAGCAGAAGGUUUAGUUGUAAAACCAAAUCACAGCAUAAGUCACCCAGUUUAACCUCCACAUCACGGUUGUAGGCUCACCCCGAAACUCCGCUUCAGUACUUCUUCUUUUUUUCCCCUUUACCAGUAACUGUAAACACUUCCCACCCAAGUGACCAAUACUUCCAAAGUAAAGAGAAGUUGUAUGACGGUCAGAUGGCAGGGUUCAGCUGCGCACUAUACAAUGUGCGUCAAUAUCACAGCACAGAUCUGUCCGCUCCAUUUCUCCAUUUUAUUUCUUUCUUAAUCUUACUUUAUUUAAAAAAAAAUCCCUAGCUAGCUCAGUGAACUGGUGCUAUUAAUGAGGCCACGUUGUAACUACCGAGCUUCUGUGAGCAGCGUAAGGUGAAACUGGUUGAGUGGGAAAACAAAUACGUUUACGGAGGAGCGGUGUUGACACUGUUUCUAUUCACUCAAAUAACCAAUAUAAUGAUCUUUUUGACCAUUUUAAUUUUGCAUGGUUUUGUCUCCCUCUUCUGGCUGCUCUUUUAAAGACACAGCAGUCCACCUGCCUUUCUCUCAACCUUCACCAAGCCUGUAAGUUUCACAAAUCUUCCAGUGUGAUAUGUCCUCCAUGGUCUGUCCUUCCUGACGGCUGAAUGUGUAACGUCCUGUGAUCUAAUAUCAUCCCAGCAGAUGACUAAACCAACCACUGAUCUGAUCAUUAUAGCUAAUCUUUUAUUGUUCUGCACACUCUUCUUCAGCUUCAGCUCUGGUGAGCAUGUUAAAUGACCACAUAUGAAUUCUUUGUUUAUAAAGAUAGAGAGACCUUUGCAGUCGAUUGGUGACUUCAUGACAUACAAUUUUUAACCCCUUUAAUCGCAAACUCUCAACCCUGGACAUUUGGAGGACUGAGUCAGAAAAUUACUCAGGAAAAUAAAGUGUGACAAAUUACUGAGCCGAUUACAGCACUGUGAUCCUGAGUUCUGACAUUUGUACAGCCUACAGCAGAUGACCCCAACACACAGGGCUGGGGACCAGUACUGGGCAGUUUGGUAAAAUAUACUUACACUUGCACACUAACACUAAACACAAUCACUUGCGUCCAUUCCUAUCUUUAGCGCUUGACUUGGUUCCAGUUUCUUAAAGCACAGAUAAGCCUUCAAAUGAACUUUUGCAAAAAUGAGUAAAAGAUAAAUGUCACUGCAGAGCUUCUUUAAUAAGACAGAAUGACCUAAUGAUGAGUCAGCAGAAGGCUCCACAACUGCCACCAAAAAGCUGCAUUUAAAAGAAAAUACCCAGAGUCCUAAAAAGUGUACAAUAGAAAACAACAAUUAUAUUUAAACCAUACUGUGUACAAUAAUUCAAUUAAAUAUGAUGUGCUGUUAUGGCCCUAGUACUCGUGUGUUGGGGUAUGUGUUUUGUGUAUAUGUGUGGCUCUGGUCUCUCUCUCUCUCUCUCUCUCUCUCUCUCUCUCUCCCCCCAGCUCCAGCUGAAUGCAGGUAAGGGGCAAACAUGGUUGUUCCUUCCGUUGGCUUUUAUAAACUCACCAAGACUGUAGUCUGAAAUCUGUCUUCACCCCCGGAAAUGUAACUCUGCUGUCCUUCCUUCAUCCACAGGACAUACCAUGGAGGUAACAUGCACUUUAUUGUCCUCUGUUAUGUGUGUGUGACCUUCCUUCACUCACACAUACACACACCCUGCCACUGUCCGUGGAAGGUUUGUCUUGCGUAAAACCGGUCUGUUGUGCAAAAAACGGAACCACUGCCACUACUGAUGACGAAUCCCUGCUGUCCUGAUCAGCCAGGUCUGUCAACACACUGGUGGCAGAAGUGUACUUGGUCCAAAAGGGUUAACUGGUGUUGCCCUGGGGUCAUCCUCUCAGCCUGUGCUUAUACUCCAAACACAGCAAUGGCCUUAGGGCUUUUAUGGGCCGGCCACCACUGCUCACGGCCCAUAAACCUGUUCAGAUUGCAUGAUAAUCUGGUCUAAUAUUUGCAUGUUAUUGCGCAAAGGCAGAUUUUUCAUUAAGUUGCAACAUGUGUUCACAGUUUACAGACAGACAAGUGAGUUUUUCUCUUUGGUAAAAAAACAACAACUCUACUCUACUUAUACUUUUGUCUAUAGUUCGAGGUUUAAUUUAGCUAAUGCUUGAAUCUUGUUUUAGAAGGCACAGAAUAAGCCACUUAAUUUAUUGGUUCUCCAAAAAAGACAGUAAGCAGGGCCAGAGCACAUUCUAUUCAAGUCAGGAUUUGAUGUGACCAUGACUGAGGCAUUGACUGACUAUCACAGAAUGCAACCCUGAACCUGAGUGGAUUAGAAGGAGCUCAUCACUCAGUGAGUCCACAUUAUUGUAACGGAAUCUGAAAAAUGAACAGCACUGGACGAACUAAAAGCACAUUAAGUGUUUAUUGUGACUUCUAGUGCAUUGGCACUAAAACUGGUAUAAAUCCGCACUGUACUUCCUGUUUACUAGACACACAUACCUACCAGAUAGGGUUUGCCAAAACAAACAAGGUCACUGAUGAGCAAUGGUAAAGUGGACAAAGUAAUGAAACAAAUAAUAAAAUGGGGUUAGGGUUAGGAAAAAGAUUAAUAAGAGUUAAAAAUAAAUAUCAGUUAAAAAUAACGUCAGUGGUAUCAAACGUCUUAAUGUUGCACCCUUCAACUUUGUUGCUCUUUCUUUAUGUGUACACAACAUUAAUCCCUCAUGGUAGCAGGGCUCCAUGUGUUUCAGAGCCUAUUUUGUAAACAUGAAGGGACAUAUGGAGACGUGCUUCCUGCUUGCUGUCUUAUCCAGUGGAAGCGAACAUGGAACGAACAGGCAGUGUAAGAAGAAAAGCCUUGGUGAGGCAGCACAAGGCUGAAAUCAUGAUCGCUGGAGAACAACUCAGGUUGAGACUUCAUGACAGCAAACUAAUAAAGGAGCGGCGUUACCACCUGCGCACAUAUCCUAACUGCUUUGUCGCACAGGAGCUCAUUGACUGGCUUUUGAGCCAUAAGGAGGCUCCAGACCGGGCAACAGCGGUCUGUCUCAUGCAACAUCUAAUGGACCAUGACAUUUUCCAUCACGUCUGUGAUAAGAGGUCAGUUUUCAAAGAUGCCAAACUGCUCUACCGCUUCAGGAAGGAUGAUGGAACAUUUCCAUUCAACAUUGAGGUGAAAAUCUUCAUGCGGGGACAACGACUAUAUGAACAUCUCAUAGUGGACAAGGACUCUAUUUUGCAAGUCAGAGAGGAACAUGGCGUUUCUUAUCAGCGCGCCUUCCCUGGCUGCCAGAUGAUAGACUGGCUUAUUCAAAAUGGAGAAGCAGAGAGUCGACGUCGGGGGCUGGACUUGUGCCGUGCCUUACUAGAGCAUGGUAUUAUUCAGCACGUGGCAAAUAAGCAUGAUUUCUUUGACAGCGGACUUCUGUACCAGUUCUGCAUCAAUUUUCGACGCAGGCGCCGUCUGUCUGAACUGUUAAAUGAAAGCGACCAAGACAAUGAGGACAGUUUGACAACACCGACACCAGAAGACAACCACUGUGACAGUCCCUUUGUUGAGAACAAGAGCACAUCAAACGGAGGCAUUACUGCUUUCCACUCAGUGGCCCCUGGUAAAGACCUGAAACAAGUAUCAAAUGUACGUCGCGGUAGCCUGAAUGCCCUUCAACUUCACUCGACUGUCUUUUCACCUCUCUCCUCCGCCGUAGUGGUGAGAUACAAUCCUAAAUCAGUUCUUCGGAAAAAUGUUACAUGUGAAGAAUUACAGACUCCGGGUGCACCAUUCAUCAGGAAAGUGUUAACGGUAGUAGGAGAUGAUCUGGGCUGGGGCUUUGUCGUCAGAGGACGUUCUCCCUGUUAUGUCCAAGCUGUUGACCCGGGAAGCCCGUCAGCUGCUGCAGGAGUGAGAGUGCGGCAGUUUGUGUGUCAGGUGAAUGGACGGUGUGUUCUGUACAUGGAUUAUAGGACCCUUACCACACUGGUGAUGACUGGACCUCGCACCAUUGUCCUGGAAGUCAUGGACCCACUGGAAUGAAAACUGCACUGUUUUUUAUCUGCUUUUCACAGACUUUUGUUACACUGCUCUUGUCCUCAUGAGCACUCAAAAUUCCCAUUUUUCAUUUAUUAUGUCUUUGCUAUACUUUGUGAUCCGAGACAUGUCUCCACAGAAAGGCUUUCAAGUUUUCAUGUUAGAUACCACAGCCUCUGCACGCUGUCAUCAAGCUCCUACAACCCGAGGUCAGGUAAGAACGGAGCUGUGUAACAGCCGUGAACGCAACACUAAUUUGAACAUAGUUGUACUCAUUAUCAAUUUUUUAAUCGAAGCAAUACAUCAAAUGUGCUGGUAGGUUUGGAUGUAGAUGUCUCUGGCUUUGUCGGUAAGAAGAUCUCCAGUUAUCAACUUUUCUAGGGAGAGGGUCAUUGGACUGCUUGGGUUACUUACAUCUCAGAACACAUUCAUACCCUACACUCUGCCAAAUUAUGUUUGAUCAUUUGAAAACAAAAAGUAAUAACGAAACCAAUUUGCCUCCCUGUUUUGUUUCAAAACUAUUAAAAAAAGUAUUCUCGAGUGAACGUAACCAGACAACUUUCAAGUAAUUCAAAAACAUACCUGAAGUCCCAAUUCCAUUCAAAAGUUCACCUGCAAAAUGUUCUCCAACAUAUGGAAAUACUUGUUUUUCUGUGCAUUUAGCAAAAAAAAGUUGUGUAUAAAAUGUGUUAUUCUGUAGUAACCUACACUGCUGCAAUGACAGACCUCUCAACACCAUAGGAUUAAUCCUACAGAAAGUCAACAGAAAAACACAAGCAGAGUAUUCAUUUAAAAGUAUAAUUCACAUAUUUAUAGUCCUGUCAUUACAUUAGCAUGAGAACUGUGUUUUUAAUAAAUUGUUGAAAAAAGUUCCUCAUGCACUGGUUAAUGAAUAAUGACCACUGAGUAACUAUCAUUAAUCUGUGUAUGACAAUUUGUUUCUUAACCAUAGCUCACAUAUUCUCUAACAUGAGUGCAAUAUUUUGCCCAUAUCUAUAUCUUUAAGCUUUUACCCAGAACAUAUUCCUUAAGAGGUUCAACAAAGGCUAAUAGUUGUCUGUUAUCCAACAAAUCUAUACAAUGUCAGCGUAACAUUAUAUAAUUUGGUGGUCUGUUUCCAUCAGAGAUCA
Molecule: messenger RNA, 5345 nt
Organism: Cynoglossus semilaevis (tongue sole)
Lineage: Eukaryota; Metazoa; Chordata; Actinopteri; Pleuronectiformes; Cynoglossidae
Product: DEP domain-containing mTOR-interacting protein
Exons: 9
Coding region: 3013-4221 (402 amino acids)
Biological process (GO): G protein-coupled receptor signaling pathway; intracellular signal transduction; negative regulation of TOR signaling
Cellular component (GO): plasma membrane
Molecular function (GO): protein binding; GTPase activator activity; guanyl-nucleotide exchange factor activity
Source: RefSeq, a predicted model, not a curated record